Messenger RNA from Mercenaria mercenaria, 1812 nucleotides. Its product is annotated as ATP-dependent RNA helicase DHX33-like. Gene Ontology annotation, cellular component: intracellular anatomical structure; nucleolus. Gene Ontology annotation, biological process: positive regulation of transcription by RNA polymerase I. Gene Ontology annotation, molecular function: RNA binding; ATP binding. NCBI's taxonomy places the organism in Eukaryota, Metazoa, Mollusca, Bivalvia, Venerida, Veneridae. The record is from RefSeq and is a predicted model, not a curated record.
CGUUUACCCAAUAUGUCAGCGCCCUGUGCCCCAGAAAAACACGAUGAGGAUUUGAAACUAUAACUGUGGCUUUGGGACAUCUAUGAAAGAACAAAAUGAUUAAUACAAGCAGCGGAGGACCAACACCGAAGAAAAUGAAAUUCUCCCAGAAUGGAGAUGAUCAUUACACAAAGAUCCGAGAAGAGCGCCUUCAGUUACCAAUACGUCCAGCACGAAAUAGAUUGAUACAAGAGGUACAGAGACAUAAUUCAGUGGUGGUCAUUGGGGAAACAGGGAGUGGAAAAACUACACAGAUACCACAGUACUUGUAUGAGGCUGGGUUACAUAGAAACUCCAUCAUUGCAAUUACACAGCCAAGAACAGUUGCAGCUAUUACAGUGUCACAGAGAGUAGCUUUAGAAAAAAGGUCUGAUAUGGGAGACCUGGUGGGAUAUCGUGUGAGAUUUGACGACACAACAUCAGAGCAUACAAAGAUCAAGUAUAUGACAGAUGGUAUGCUGUUGAGGGAGGCCAUAUCUGAUCCUCUCAUGAAACGAUACUCUAUUGUGAUACUUGACGAGGCCCAUGAGAGGACUAUACACACUGAUGUCUUGUUUGGAGUGGUUAAAUCAGCCCAGCACCAGAGACGUAAACUAGGAAUGAAACCUCUCAAGAUAAUAGUGAUGUCUGCAACAAUGGAUGUUGAUCACUUCUCACAGUAUUUUAACAAAGCACCUGUGCUCUACCUAGAAGGACGUCAGUUCCCAAUUACAGUGAUGUACUGUAAAGAAGAGCAGUCAGAUUAUUUGUUUGCUUCACUGGUGACACUGUUCCAGAUACAUAGGGAAGCUCUUCCUCAGGAGGACAUUUUGAUAUUUUUGACGGGACAAGAAGAGAUAGAGUCUGCUGCUAAGUCAAUACGAGAUAUAGCUAGAAACAUCACAGGGAAUGUUCCCAACUUGAUUGUUUGUCCAUUGUAUGCUGCACUGCCUUCACAGCAACAGUUGAAAGUGUUCCAGCCUACACCAAAGGGAUGUCGUAAAGUGAUUAUUGCUACAAAUAUAGCAGAGACGUCCAUUACAGUCAGUGGUGUGAAAUAUGUAAUAGAUUCUGGCAAAGUUAAAGCUAAGAUAUAUAGUUCUCGAGGUGGCCUUGACCUUAUGAAGGUUGUACAUGUGUCACAGGCUCAGGCACAGCAAAGAUGUGGCCGUGCCGGACGUGAGUCUCCAGGGACUUGCUACAGACUGUACACUGAACAACAGUAUGAAGCUUUCAGGAAGACUACAGUUCCAGAGAUACAAAGAUGUAAUUUAGCAAGUGUAGUUUUACAGUUAACUGCGAUGGGUAUACAAGAUGUUGUCAAUUUUGAUUUUAUGGAUAAACCUUCAUCUGAUGCUAUUUUAAGUGCAAUAGAACAAUUGAAACUUCUUGGGGCAUUGGAGAAUACAGAAGAAAUUAAGUUGACAGCAAUUGGCAAACAAAUGGCAGAGUUUCCUCUUGACCCUAGAAUGUCAAAGGUUAUCUUAUCAGCUAAAGAUUUCAAAUGUUUAGAGGAGAUUCUUACAAUUGUGUCACUUCUGUCUGUGGAUUCUGUUCUGUAUACCCCACAAAGCAGGAGGGAGCAAGCAGUAGCUGUAAGACAAAAGUUUAUGUCAAGUGAAGGCGACCAUAUAACACUACUCAAUGUAUUCAGGGCUUAUAAAGGUGUAAAUGGGAACAAGCAAUGGUGCCAAGAGAAUUUUAUCAACAUGAGAAAUAUGCGGACAGUGUUCGAUGUACGACGACAGCUCAGGGAUAUAUGUGUCAGACAAGAUCUACCUCUCAAUACAUGUG